Molecule: messenger RNA, 2097 nt
Organism: Vigna umbellata (rice bean)
Lineage: Eukaryota; Viridiplantae; Streptophyta; Magnoliopsida; Fabales; Fabaceae
Source: RefSeq, a predicted model, not a curated record
AUGAGCAUGGACGACCCCGUUGAGAUGAUCCGAGCCCUGCAGCAAAAAAUGGACGAAAUGCAACAGCGUCACGAGGACGAACUGACGGCCGUAAAGGCCGAUUGUGAAGCCCGGAUAGCCCGGGAGGUUGGAAGGGCGGAUGGAGGAGAGGAGCGAGCGAAGGAUAAAGGAAAGGCGACGGCGGAAGAACGCACGCCUCAAGACACCGAGCGUGAUAGCACCUGGAGGCCUACUGGGUCCGAGGCGGAGGGAAGUAAAGUUAAAUCGGUGCACGCUGAGAGCGCUGCCGAGGACGGGCGGAUGAUAGUAAAGUCGGAACCCCCGUCCACUUUAUUACUUCCAUUCACCCAAAACAUAAUGAACGUCCAAAUUUCGGAACAAUUUGUGGCUCCACAAUUCAAGAUGUAUAAUGGGACGACGGACCCCGAGUCCCAUAUAAAGACGUUCUCAAAUGCAAUGGCAUUCAGAACAGGCAAUGACGCCAUUUGGUGCCGAGCGUUCUCGCUUUCGUUGGAGGACGAAGCAUUGGAAUGGUUCAACACCCUACCUCCCAAUUCCAUCGAAAACUUUGCUGGGAUAAAACAGCUAUUCAUCAAACAAUUCGCGGCCAGUAGUACCCAAGACUUAACCGUAUUCGAAUUAAUGACCCUCAAGCAAGGGAAGGAGGAAACGCUGCGGACGUUUAUGGAUAGGUACCAGAAGACCGUCCGGCGCGUGAGAAGCCUAACGCCAGAGCUCGCCCUUCACUACAUCCUACCGGCCCUCAAGCCGGGGCCGUUUAAGGAUAGCGUCUGUAGGCGAGCGCCCAAAACGAUGGAAGAGCUGAGAGAACGAGCGGCAGAUGAGAUAAAGGUGGAGGAGAUGAAGCUCUCGUACAAAAGGGAGAGUCAGGAGGCCAGGGGAGAAAGGGCAGACGAUAAUAAGCCCGGUUCGUCGACGGGAAAGCCGUCCGAUCCCAGGCACAAGGAGCAGAAAAAGGGGCCUCGCUUCCAACAGUAUACCCCCCUGAACGCCCCAAGGGAGAAAAUCCUCCGGGAGGCUUUGAGCGUAGAGCUGAUACAGGAGCGGGAAGGGCACCCAACUCCGAAGGGAGCCGAUUGGAGCAAACACUGCGCCUACCAUAAAAAUAUGGGUCAUAUCACCGAGGAUUGCUGGACCCUCAGGGAUAAGAUAGAGGAACUCAUCCGGGCGGGAAAGCUCAAGAAAUACGUCCGUGGCAACCGCCCGCCGCAAUCGACCGGUCAGCCGGCUCAGAGAUCAGCCUACCGUAAGGAUAAGUCGAGGAAUUCAAGAGCGGAGCGACCACGGUCAGAGAGGCGACAUAGCCAAAGUCGCAGCCGCAGUCGAGAACGCCCCUUGAGGGGGCACAUCAACACUAUUUCUGGAGGAUUCGUGGGAGGAGGAUCAUCUUCCUCCGCCCGUAAGCGCCAUGUUCGAGCCCUCCAGUCCGUACAUUUGGUUGACAAGCCACGCCGCUCCAUGCCGCCUAUUACCUUUUCGGAUGAAGAUUUUCACGCGCCCGACCCUGACCAGGACGACCCUAUGGUCAUAACCGCAGAGAUAGCGCGGUACGGAGUCAGCAAAGUUCUGGUUGACCAGGGGAGCUCGGUCAACAUCCUCUACUGGAAGACCUUCCUGCGAAUGGACAUCUCAGAGGAUCUUAUCGUCCCCUAUGAUGGGCAGAUAGUGGGGUUCGCGGGAGAAAGGGUCAAUACAAAGGGAUAUGUGGAGUUGAGGACAAGGUUGGGGACCGGUCGCUCUAGCGAGGAAAAGAGGAUCCGGUAUCUGUUAGUAGAGGCUAACACCUCGUACAACGUACUGCUCGGAAGGUCGUGCUUAAACGCGUUUAGAGCGAUCGUCUCUACACCCCACCUCACGAUGAAGUACCCCUCUGAGAAGGGAGCUAUAUGCACGGUCCGUGCAGACCAGAAGACGGCGCGGGAGUGCUACGCGGCGGGUUUGAAGCUGCAAAUCCGACCGAUGAAGAGACGGACGGCCGGCUCUGAGGUGGCCAUGGCGGACCUCGACCCAAGAACGAAUACUGAGGACCGUCUGGAACCCAUUGGAGAAACCCAACCUAUCUUGAUAGGGAGAUAA